Messenger RNA from Mercurialis annua (annual mercury), 552 nucleotides. RefSeq names its product 2S seed storage albumin protein-like. Bases 1 to 426 code for a protein of 141 amino acids. The record is from RefSeq and is a predicted model, not a curated record. Lineage: Eukaryota; Viridiplantae; Streptophyta; Magnoliopsida; Malpighiales; Euphorbiaceae. The transcript has a single exon. Gene Ontology annotation, molecular function: nutrient reservoir activity.
AUGGCAAAACUUAUACCUACAGUAGCUCUCAUCAGCAUUCUCCUAAUCAUCAUAGCCGACGCAUCUUCCGCCCGCAGAACCAUCAUCACCACCGUCGAGAUCGACGGAACCAACCCGACAGGAGGAGGAGAAGGGCAAUGCCGAGAGGAAGUGGAGAAGCAGGAGUUGAGCUCUUGUGUGCAGUAUAUGAGGCAAUUAAUGUCAGGGAAAUCCGAAGGAGGAGGAGAAGGAAAACAGCAGCUACAGCAGUGCUGCAGUCGACUGAAGCAAGUGAGAGAUGAUUGCCAAUGUCCGGCGAUUAAAUCUGCGUAUCAGGAAAUGCGGGGAGAGGUGAUGAGAGAUCAAUGGCCGAGAGUUAUUAUUGGAGUCAGCUUGCUCCCGUCUACUUGUGGGCUGAGCCAAGAGUUCUGUAAAAUCGAAUCUUAAUCUGAAUGAGUGACUAAGGUGUAAAUAAAUAAUUAAUGUAUGAUCAUUCACCAACUUAUGAUUGUGUGACUGAUUUAUGUGUCAUCUUGUACAAUUAUGCACGUCAAAGUAUGGGAAUAAUGUGAA